Molecule: messenger RNA, 1915 nt
Organism: Ruditapes philippinarum (Manila clam)
Lineage: Eukaryota; Metazoa; Mollusca; Bivalvia; Venerida; Veneridae
Product: caspase-7-like
Exons: 7
Coding region: 362-1327 (321 amino acids)
Biological process (GO): apoptotic process; proteolysis
Cellular component (GO): cytoplasm
Source: RefSeq, a predicted model, not a curated record
AACAUUUCACUUUUUUCACAACAUAAUGUUUAAACACAUACUAAACUUGAUUAUAUAUUUAUAUGAAAUAUAUUUCUACAUGAUCUUUACAUGACUGUAAAACAGGUCACCUGUGAAAGUUCGAUAUCAGUGCGUUGUGCAUUAUCAAUAACUAAGAUAUGUUUUACACUUUGAACAUUUAACAGAUGUACAUAAACCAUCAUCGAAAAAAAAUUAAAUUGUGAAAUAUUAAGCCAUGGUGAAUGUUAUUUGAUUAUAAGAAAUACCGUAAUGUCAUUCAAAUGCAUCAUUACAGGGGACUUUUUCAGUGUUGGUAAAUACUGGAAUAUAUUGUAUGAAAUAAACGAAAUAAUGAGAAUACAUGAUGAUGGAAGAGGAUAACAACACAGCAAGAGUCGAUACAGAAGUAACUGAUGCACUUAAGUUCGAGACAAUAAAGGAAAAGAUAACAAGCCCUGUAAAGAAAUUACUUCGUCUCGGGAAUGAACAUGUUUUAUGGGACGAGAGUGACGAAUACGAUUUUAACAAUGCAAAUCGAGGUACCGCCAUUAUAUUUAACAUGGAACAGGUGAAAACAGACAGCGGUGAACUAGAGUCACGAAUAGGUUCAUCUAUUGAUGCAGAAAGAGUUAGGGAAACUUUUAAAAGUCUUGGAUUUAGUAUAAGCUACUAUGAAAAUCACACCAAAGAACAAGUUAUGGACAUCUUGACAAAAGAGGCCAAGCGUGAUCAUAGCGAUGAAGACUGUUUUGCAUGUAUAAUACUCACACAUGGUAGUAGUUAUUACCGUGUUAAUUCAAAAGAACAAUACCACACCAGGGAAGAUAUGAUUAUGGCAGCUGAUACUACAAUGCUUACCAGUGAUAUCUUAAAAUUGUUCCGUGACAGCAAUUGCAAAACACUGCAAGGAAAACCAAAACUUUUCUUUAUACAGGCGUGCAGGGGAGACACUUUUGACAAAGGAGCAUUUCUUGAAACAAGAGACGAAGUCGAUGCUAAACCUGAAAAUUCUACGGAACAUAUCCCAUGUCCAAUAUACAAAGAUUUCCUUGUUAUGUAUGCUACACCACCAGGUUAUUAUGCCUUCCGACAUCCAAUAAAUGGUUCAUGGUAUAUUCAAGCACUUUGUAGAGCGUUGUCGAGUGCCGGUGUACGGAAUAAAACCCUCCUCCAACUGUUGACGUCUGUGAUAAAUAUAGUCAGUACCGAACAUCAGGCUCAAGCUCCACAGUACCUUGGAAACAAGCAAACUCCUUGUUUCAUGUCCAUGCUAGUUAAAGAUGUGUAUUUUCGUUUGAAGGAACAGAAGAUGUCAUUGCCUAUAUGAAUUCACAAGCAAUUACUAUGAAGAUGUUAGUAUAGAUAUAAUGUGGGCUAUAGAAAACAAAUGUGAUUAUAAAUGAUAAUCGGUUUGUUAUUUGUAAAGAACGGUAAAUCCUCUCCAAAAUGAAGAUUUUUGUGCAAUAGACAGUUAAAUUAAUCAUGAAUUUAUCCAUAAUGUUUUAAUUAUGAAGUAUGUUAAUUUUUCAAUAUUUGCCAAUUAUAUCUUGACUUCUUAAAAUUAGACAAAAAUCAAGAUUUCAAAUAUGUAUUAGAUGUACUUCGUACAACAAUGAAGUUGGAUUACGAAAAUUUGGACUGGGUGCUGGCACGUUAUCGUGGUUAUGAAAAUGGCUGCCAGUCUUAAAGUUGCGUAAUUAUCAAUUUGAAUUUUCAUUGUUUUGAAAAGGAAUGACAACGCUAUCAAAUGAUAUAAUUUUGAUAAGAAUUGCUUCUGAAAUGAAAAAAUGAGGACAUUAGUCUACGAAUAUAUUGAACGCCCCUCGUUAAUAUGAACAUUCAUUUUGUUUCCAUUUCUUUUAAGAAUUUCUACAUUGGCUUGUUAUUAUUUCAUAAUAAAAUAUUAUUUUUUUAA